UUUGCUGCUUUUUAUACCCCGACAAAUCCCACUUAAUUUUAUGAUAUACAUGUCGUUAGCGGCAGCACACGGUCGCAGCUGCAUAUACAAGACAAUGGGUUUUUAAUGGCAAUAGUUGUAACCAUGUAGAGCUUAGUGAGGUACUUUAAACAAAUGCAGAUGUUGGUGUUUCCUUUUAGAAAUGUGACUGUGGACUCCUGUGAGCAGAAUGUGGAACAUUUAUUUAAUUGCAUACAUGCACAUUUCUCUCGUGGUCUAUUGUUUCCUACAGUAUCGUGUGGUGUGUUUACAAAGCAGAACUUGGGUUUUCUGCAGCCACGCCACUCGCCGGCCUAACGUCAGAUUACUGAAAGCUUCCCUUGCAUGAGAUGUCCCCUCGGACAUUAAAGCCCGGAUUAUUCCAGGACAUGAAAGCACGUCGUUACAUAAUGUAAAUAACAACAUUGCAGCCACCGUGUGUUCAGAUUGGUGCGCUCUGCACGAUGUCCCGGAUGGUGCUCGCACCGGAAGAGAAGGGGCAGCUCUCCCAGCCAUCUUGUGGGAGCAUCCAGCGAAUUGUUCGCAUCAAGCCUCGUAGAAUCGGAGGUGAAUCCCGCUGAAGGGGCGCCAUCAUGCCCGGACACCUGCAAGAAGGCUUCGGCUGCGUCGUAACCAACCGGUUCGACCAGUUAUUGGACGACGAGUCGGACCCGUUCGAGAUCCUGAAAGCUGCUGAAAACAAGAAGAAGGAGGGGGCCGCCGGUGGUUCCACCAAGACCGCAGCUCAAGCCGCCAAGCAGCCGAAGAAAGAGUCACAGAAGGACAGGAAGAACCCGCUGCUGGACAAGAAGGAAGAGUCCCAGGCUCCAGUCCCCCUGAAGAAAGAGGGUAUCAGGCGGGUGGGCCGAAGACCAGACCAGCAGGGCCAGCCUGGUUCCCAGCACCAGGGUGGGCAGGGUGAAGGGCGUCCUGGCGACAAGAGGCCGGACCGGAGACCUCCUCGAGAGCGCCGUUUCGAGAAGCCCACCGAGGACAAGCCUGAGGGAGGUGGCGAGUUCUCUGCAGACAAGCCUUCUGGAGACAGGCCUCCGAGAGGGCGUGGUGGCGGUCGGGGUGGGCGUGGUGGAAGAGGACGGGGCAUGGGCCGAGGAGACGGUUUUGACUCCCGCGGGAAAAGAGACUUCGACAGACACAGCGGCAGUGACAAAUCCAAUCAGAAAAGUGACGAGAAGCGCAGUGGCAGUGGCUCACACAACUGGGGCAAUGUGAAGGAUGAAGUGAGUGAGGCUGAACAGACUGCUGCUCCUGAGACGACCCCAGAGGGAGAGGAAAAUGCACCUGCCAGUUCUGAGAACAAGGAGAAUGAGGUUGAAGAAGUGAAAAACGAAGGCCCCAGAGAAAUGACCCUGGACGAGUGGAAGGCCAUGCAGGACAAAGAGCGCACCAAGGUGGAGUUUAACAUCCGUAAGCCCAACGAGGGAACUGACAGCCAGUGGAAGAAAGGAUACGUGCUGCACAAGUCCAAGAGUGAAGAUAGGCCAGUUGGUGCUUUGAUUGACGCCUCAGAGAUGGAAGCAGACGCGCACACUCUGUACCAAAAGGGCACCGCUGACGAGUCCGGCGACCACCAUUUCCGCAAACCAGCCAACGACAUCACAUCUCAGCUGGAGAUCAACUUUGGAGAUCUAGGUCGUCCUGGCCGCGGGCGCGGGGGAGCGCGUGGGGGCAGGGGAGGCCGCGGUGGGGGAGGCAGCAGGACAGCACGCGGGGGAGGACGGUCUGAAAAGGCUAGUGGAGUGUCAGUCCCCAACGUGGAUGAUCCUGAGGCCUUCCCAGCCCUGGCCUAAAGGCUCCUUUUCCACCACCAGCCCACUCAUCAGCCCUUCCGGGCCCCUCCUCUACGAGGCUUGCAUGCUUACCACAUCUUCAAGUAUAUAAGAAAAUGAAGAAAAAAAAAAAGAUUUUAAUGACAUAAAAAAGACUGUCAUCCCAUACCACUCACACCACCAGAGGACUAAAAUUUUACCUGUUUUAAAGGAGAACAAAAGACAAAAAAAAGACGGAAAACGGACCUCUUGUUACACUGAAGUUUUGUAUUUAGGAACAUGAAAGCAGGGAUGUUUUCAUACUUUUUUCUUUUUUUCAGAGAUUAUGCAUACUUCAUUGAUAUUUUUUUGUGCUGCUUGAAAUUUAUGCAUUUCUGCGAUUAGGUUGAAGUGUGUAUCUCUUCCCCUGAAGCUUUUGUGCUUUUUUUCCUCAUGACUUCAGCUCAGUAUUAUGGGGUUAUCUUAGACUUUCUACUGGAGUUUUUUUUCCAGUAAUACACACUGAUGUGGUAGCACUUCACUACAUAGGAAACUUGUAAUAGAUAUCUGAAGUAUGACUUAACAUGCAUUUAAAGUGUAAUUACUCUGAUCCUGACUACCAAUCCCUUUGCGAGGCACAAAUUCAGGAUGGGUAACCAGGCAAAGUGACUUCCUACUAAAGCUUUGUAUUUUCUGCUUGUUGUGCAGUGAAAGUAAAUGCCUCUUUCCUGUUUUUUUUUUUUUUUUUGUUUUUUUUUAAUAGCUUGCCUUUUAGUGGACCAGUGGUUAGUUAUGCUUUGUAUCCCCUGAACCAGAUGUGCUACCUGUGUUUUCAGGGUUUCCCAGGGCCCAAUGUAUAUUUUUAGGCUGGUCCUCUUAGGUCAUACAGACUGUACUACUUGUAACUUCAGGACCACUAAGCAAAUAUUGUAUUUUUUUGUUGUGUGUGUGUGUGUGUGUGUGUGUGUGUGUGUGUGUGUGUGCGUGCGUGUGUUGUGCGUUGUGCAAGCACACUUGUGAGUGAGAGUGCAGAAAAAUGAGAGGCUGAAUGUGUGAACUUGACAGCUAGUAACUUAGAAUUUAAGUAUUCCUCUAUGAACUUGUCAUUUUCAAACAGUAGACUGCAAGUUGUCGCCUGAAGUAGUUCAUAAUGUCUUCUGAGAAGUGAAUGUUGAUAUUAAGGUGAGAAUGAUUUAUGGACCGUGGACAUAUCUUGCUCUUAAGAGUAUCUGUAAUGUCUUUCAGAUCUCAAAGCACUUGGUUUUAUCAGCACCAGUCCUCUGAAGAUUGUUUUUCCUCCCCUUCUGUGAACCAUAUUUGCCAGUUUUUUUGUUUUGUUUUUUUUUUUUUUUCAAUUUUUGUUCAGUGCAGCAGCACCAAUGCAUAAUUUGUCUGAAAGAAAUGCCAGCUGUCAUUGUGGAACAAUCAUGAGCUACAGAAUGUAAUGUAAGGUAAUGGUGCUUUUAGCCACCUGUGUCAGCAUUUCCAGUGAGCUUUUUUUUUUUUUUUUUUUUUUUUUUAUUUUUUUAAAUGAAGUGGGUAUAUUUCACACUGGGGUGAGGGGCGGGGGUUAUACUGAAGACAUUACGGAGUGAAUAAAAAGCUUUACAUGCUGUGCUCUGCAAAGACUUGCUGGUGAUGCACUGAUACAGACGGCUGGAGCAGUUUUCUUGUAGUACUGUUUGAGCCACAUGACGGUGAAACUUACUUUGCAAACAUCCCUGUUCUAAUAAAUUGCUUUAGAGGUGUUACAUGUACUCUGCCAAUGGCUGUUGGGUUGUUUAAAAUCAGUACUGUGAUUUUAAAGGUGUAAACAAAUGUGCUGUUGACUCUUUAUUGGUUUAAACAAAACAAAGCUAUGGUGUAUUUCAGGGCUACAGUAUUCCCAAUUAAUCCAGUAUAGACUAAAGGGGAUAUAAACUGUCCAGAACGGUUUGAUUUUAUAGUCAGUUGCCAGUUAGUUAGGCAGCAUGUGAAUAAAAAUGUGUUGUACUAAGCAGGUAUUGUAAGAUUUAAUCUUACCUUCCUAUAGGUUAUGAUGGUGACUCAGUUUAAUCGACAUUGAAGUUGUAGUGUGAAGUACCUUUUUUAAAUUUUACAUUAUACUGAAAAGUGUGUUUAGUAUUUUAGUCUACUUUCAUUUGUAUCCGUUGGUAGGAUAGCAUAACUCAAACUAACUCAAGUCAACCAGUGAACAGUUUCACCAAAAACUACACUGUAACACUGAUGAAAGUAGGAUUUACUGCAGGACUGCUGUAUUAGACUAUUAGUUUUAGCUAGCUGUACCUAACUGCACAGGCAGCCUUAAGACUUGUCUCAGCUGACGUCCCUUAAUUUAUUGUAUUUGUCAUUCGUGUAUAUUGUGUAUACAUACUGUACCUUAAAUUUUGUCUGCAGUUUCAUAAGUUAAAAUUAUGCGUUGUCGCUUCUAUAGUGAGGUUUUAGACCAAACUCGCUGUUUUCAAUGAUGUAGCUAGCGUUAACCGAAUGGUGUGCGACAGGAGUUAAUGAGGUUGUCCCGCGUUAGAAACUUUUGGAA
Messenger RNA from Xiphias gladius (swordfish), 4323 nucleotides. It is a transcript of the gene serbp1b, whose product is annotated as SERPINE1 mRNA binding protein 1b. Gene Ontology annotation, molecular function: mRNA 3'-UTR binding. The transcript is spliced from 9 exons. Bases 612 to 1826 code for a protein of 404 amino acids. Gene Ontology annotation, cellular component: cytoplasm; nucleus. The record is from RefSeq and is a predicted model, not a curated record. Lineage: Eukaryota; Metazoa; Chordata; Actinopteri; Istiophoriformes; Xiphiidae.